Messenger RNA from Monopterus albus (swamp eel), 3112 nucleotides. It is a transcript of the gene tafa5a, whose product is annotated as TAFA chemokine like family member 5a. The record is from RefSeq and is a predicted model, not a curated record. The coding region runs from base 785 to 1183 and encodes 132 amino acids. NCBI's taxonomy places the organism in Eukaryota, Metazoa, Chordata, Actinopteri, Synbranchiformes, Synbranchidae. The transcript has 5 exons. Gene Ontology annotation, biological process: G protein-coupled receptor signaling pathway. Gene Ontology annotation, molecular function: G protein-coupled receptor binding; receptor ligand activity.
UGUAACAGCAUCAAGAUGUUAUGAUAUUUCUGCAAACCGCGACCUCAAGUGGCUUAUUGCUGACGUAAUAUCGAAUAUCUGACUGAUUUUGAACAAAAUCUCUUGGAGUCGCACAGUGCGCACUUUUCCUCUCGCUCCUUUCUCCCACAGUCUCUCUGUCUCUACACAUCCAUUUUCCCAUCCUCCUUUUCUUUCUGCAAGCAUGAUCUUCAUCUACUUCGUGCCCAAACGCUGAGCGGGACUUUUUUCUUUUACGACCAAGCCUCCUUUAUCCAUCCAGACGGAUUAUACAGGACCUCGUUAAAUUUUCAGCCGGGGCUUUGGACUAUACUGUCGUGACUACUGGGACUGGAGAGAAUCGAGGAAACCUACCACAGGUGAGAGGAGGUUUGACGACGCUGCGGUACAGAUGAUUGAACACUUUGAGCGUUAACUCAACGCAAUCUCCAGGCACCAGCGCACUUCAGCCUCCUAUUCACUAAGCUAUAGGGGGUACAUUUAGGUUAACACACUUUGGGACAACUAACUUGUGUUUCUGCACGAUUAUAAAAACGCUACGCUAUUUCCCAACUGGGAUUCCUAAGGAAGAUGUGACCUUUUCUUUUGCGCACUGGCAACCUGUCUACACAACGAGCAAAUCACUGCUUUCCUAUCAGUUGCUCGAUCUUGACAUGUCUUUUCGUAGGAUUACACGCGGAGCAUUGUAAGUGGCCGAGCUGGAUUGUGAGAUUACUGUCUUUGAUUUCUAUUUGUCUCUUGAAAGCGGAAGUGCUCUGUUUGUUCAAUGGCUUCAGUGUCAAGGUUGGCAAGACGCAAAGAUGCCAGUCACUGGCCAAGGAUGUCAUCAACUUUCUGGGCUGUUGUGCUUCUGACGGCGUUGCUGGUUCUCUACUGCGGCCAGCUGGCAGCGGGGACAUGUGAGAUUGUGACACUGGACAGGGACAGCAGCCAACCACGGCGGACCAUCGCCAGGCAGACAGCCCGCUGUGCCUGUAAGAAGGGUCAGAUCGCCGGAACUACAAGAGCCAGACCUGCUUGUGUGGACGCUGGUAUUGUUCGGAAAAAGCAGUGGUGUGAGAUGGUGCCAUGUUUGGAGGACGAAGGCUGUGACCUGUUAGUCAAUAAAUCUGGCUGGACUUGUACACAGCCCGGAGGCCGAGUCAAAACCACCACGGCUCUAUGACGCGACAAGAGCUCCCCUCAGCACUCUUGCACUAUGGAGAGCACUGAUGGCCCCUUGACAGACAGCCAAACACCAUCUACCACCAACACCACCACCCUACCACCAACAUCACAACAAUUUCACCAAAAUCCUGGUCCCGCAAAGGCAGAAUGCAACACAAGUGCACCAAGGGCACUUGGAGGCAGCAAGGUCUCGUAACACAGCCAGAGGCAGGAAAACCAGGGAGUGACUGUUUGAGGGAGUGAGCUCUCCCCUGGACACUGGACAAGCUACUCACUGUAAAACAUUUCCUCUUUCCUGUGACGGCUCCUCCAGGUUUGUGACUGCUCCCUCCUGCCAUUGAGUCCCUCUGUCAUUGAGUCAACAUGUUGCAUCCACCUCCUCUCUCCACUCUAUCUGCCUGCUCUGUGAAAAUAGCGGCACCUGCUCAUUCCAUGGAGGACCGGACACCUUGAAAUCUCAUGAAUGGUUUUUUGCCUCACUGGAUCUUUGUUUGGAGCUGCUAACGGCUGUCACUAAAGGGAUUCGCCACAUCACUCUCCUUGCCUCUAGAGCAGGAGGUUCCAGAGCAUAGACGGGAUCAUUACAGACCAGACCCUGUUGCUUCUCGGAUCACCUCCCGAGGCCAUAAAAACUGAACCUAACGCUGUCUGCUGUGAAUAGGCCUUCUGCUGGAGUAAACCUCCCAUAUUUUUUAUAGACCAAAGAGCAAAACAACAAAUAGGAUCAUUAUGAAAGAGUGGACCAUCUGGCAAAGACACACAGGGACUUUGUGAACUUGCUGCUUGUGUCUGCACCGGCCAACAACUGCCCCCACAGAGGUACGGUGCACAAGCGGACAGACUGAAGCCUGCAUCCAUUGGCACAUGUACUGUGAACAAAAGAGUACUUUUAAAACUUUGCAGACAUUUUUUUCUCAGACUUAGUCCACCACUGUAUUUUGCAACUGGAGAUAUAGGCACUACAUACAUAUAACUGUAUGAAAAAAUGAAUUGAUUUGCAUUUUUCAGUAGCUAUGGUUGGGACAGCUUGCAGGUAGAAUUGUCAGAUUGGUCAGCUCAAAUCAUAUCAAAGAAAUCAGGAAUAUCUGUAGAGGGUAUAACUGCUGCUUAGCGUGAAAAGGAGGAGUAAAGAAAUGUCAUUAAAUGUAUUUUGAAAGGCCCUAAAAAGUUAUAUAUUUAACAGUUUUAUAUGUUGUACCUUUGUAGAGAAGCUUAUUGGACUUAAAAUGUGGUCACAAUGGCAGUUUAGUAGGAUGUGAACAAAUGCUGUUGUUCUCAUUACUGCUGGCUAGUAGUCCCAGGUUUUUUGUUUACACCUCAGUAGCUGCUUUCUUUUCAUGGUCAUCUAUAAGUCAGUGUCUACCAGAACCAUUAAUGGGGAAAAGGAAAGUAACAAUUUACUGAGGACUGAUCUGCAGCCAACUGAAUAUUGUAAAUCUAUGGUAGUCAGUGGAAGCCAUUGAAAUUUGCUAAUUUGCUAUGAUAUUGUAUUGUACACAGUGUGGAAUACUGACUCAUUUCCUCUCUAUGAGUUUUGAUCUCUUAAUUUAUUUUUGUGCUUGUGUUUGGUCGCAGAAAUUUGGCCUCUCUCUGAUCGCAAGGAAUACAACGAUGAGAGCCAGGGAGAGAGAGAGAGAGCGUAGAAGAAGCAUUGCAGAAAUAUUAGUCAUUUACAUAAAUUUUUUAUUAUGAAAUAUUUUAAGAAUAAAUUAAAUACAUGAAAAGAAAUGUGCCCUGCAAAUUUAGAUGGUCGUGGGAAAUUCAAUUGAUCUUAUUAUGGUUUUACUUUUAACUGUUCUGUCACAAAAAAAAAAAGAGGAAACACUAAAUGAAAGUUUUGUUUUCUGUGCCAGGUCAUCAGCUGGGUUUAAGACCAGAUUCAAAUCCCAAAUGGGAAAGUAAUGGUAAAAUUUAUGUUGGGGAUAAG